GGAAUCGUGCAAACUAGACACAAAUUACACCUCGUGAGAGUAAGUACACAGUUGCAAAUUUUGAGAUUAACUAGCAUUCCAUUCCGUCCAUAUCAACACGAAAUUCAUAUCAUUUAUGAGUGAGUAUGUACAUAUUAAAAUAUUAUGCAUAGCAUAGCCUCCUCCGGCACUCAUAAUAUAAUCUCAGCAAAAAUCUCAACUUGUCAAAGUAGUAAGCUAAGCAGCCCAGUUUAUCUUUCUUCGCUUGGUCUCCUUCCCUGUCGUCCUCUUAGAUAUUUACUUAUUUGGGGUGCCUCCAACGUGACGAUAAUUGGAAUGACGAUACAUAUUACAAAGUAAAGUAAGGAGGAAAUCUGAAGAAUGCACCCUCUUGUCGUCGUAAAUAUCUGUGUACAUACAUCGUCAAGAAUAAAACUGCAUCGGCAGAAGAAGGAUUCUUUCUUAUUGUUUGGCAUGCAUGAAAGUGAACCUUGAGAUAUUUUAUUUUUAUAACAUUCCUAACCCGACCAUGCACUUUGCACAUUUUGUUGUCCUGGGUUAAAUAUAUGGACAAACUUUAAGGGAAAUAUUGCCACUCAGGUCUUGACAUGGAGGAGGAAACAGUUGACAGUCGGGCUUGGUGAAAGUGAGAUUAAUUUCAAGUGUCCUGAGUUCUGAGUGAAAGUGAUAAGUACAAAAAAAUUGAGAACAAUGGAUAAGCUGGGCUACAUCGACUGGUGGGAUUGGCGAUGGACGACCGGCGUCCUUUGUGGGGUCGGAUUACUGAAAGAAUUCCAACCCUCGGAACCAUUCCUGGUCGAUUUUGCUGUAGAAUUUGGAAACUUCACGGCGUCUGAUAUGGUCCACGAAAUCCUGCCCGCGACGACGUACGGUUAUUUCGUCAGUCUCCUUAUUUGCGUCCUUAUCACGGACUUUCUCCGGUACAAACCGAUCAUAAUUGUGGGCGGAGUGGCGUCUGUGAUAUGCUGGAGUAUGACGAUUUGGACGUACGAUAAAAUUUGGCAGGCUCAGCUCCGUCAAGUUGUUGAAGCUGUCGCCCUCUCCACCGAAAUAGCAUACGUGACCUACAUGUACGCCAACGUGGACCGAUCUCACUAUCGGAAGGUGACCUCCUACUCCCACAGCGCCCUUCAUACGGGACGUUUCUUGGGCGGGGUCGCAGGUCAACUCAUCCUCUCAGGUCAUUUUCUCCAUCUUGACAAACUAAAUUACGUCACGUUGGCCGGAGUCUCACUUUCCCUCCUCGUCUCCCUAUUCCUUCCGACGGUGAAGAGGUCCAUCUAUUUCGACGCGAGAUUCUCCGUCAUCUCCAACUUCUCCGGAUUCACGAGUAACGACGGGCGCAGAGUGUCCAGUGUCGCGACGAUUUCGACACUGAGCAGCGGGGAGAGAAAGAUGGGGAUGUCGAUGCCAAAACCGAAACAGGUCGGGGCCAAGAAACGGAUCGUUAGGGCGUCGAGGGCGUUAGUGAGAGACUUUAAGAUUGCGUAUUCGAAUCGCUAUGUGCUUAAGUGGUCGUUGUGGUGGUCGAUUGCGCAGGCGAUCUAUUUGCAAGUUGGGAUUUAUGCGGAACCUUUGUGGAAAGAGAUUGAGGAGGAAACACAUGCCAGCAUUUAUAACGGCGUUAUCGACGCUUCACACGCUUUGCUAAGUGCAAUUUUAGCAAUUUGCGUCGUAUUUAUUCGACUCCCGAUGUUAAAAUGGGGCGAAAUCUACCUCUGCCUGAUCUCUUUCAUCCAAGGUGCAGUACUUUUGUGGAUGUCACAAACGCACAUUCUCUACGUCGCGUAUGGAUGCUAUAUCGUCUUCCAAACCUUGUUUCAAGUCGUUAUCAUCAUUGCGGCAGCGGAAGUCGCCGAAAGCAUAAAAGAAGACAGUGAAGCCUUCAUCUUUGGUCUCAACACGUUGCUCGCACUCAUAAUUCAGACCAUUUUGACCUACGCGGUCGCAGACGAGGCUGGAUUUGACCUUGAAAUCAGACAAGAGUUUGUCGUUUAUGCCGUAUACUUGGGAAUUUUGGGGUUGAUCUUCCUCCUCAUCGCGAUCCAGAGGAGAACUCGGCACUGGGAUGUUGAAAACACUUCCGGUGAUGGAGGCGACGCCGGGAACAACGACACCACGGGCGACGAUUUACCAGGAAAUACUCAACCACAGCCAAGUCCGCCGAGUAAUUUGGCGAGGUGGACGUCAAUUUCUUCAGCAGAAGCGGCUUAUCAACAUAAUGGGCUGGCACCGACGUAGUUGUAGAAUGUUACUAAAAUUUUGGCAAAUUUGCCCUGCAUUUUGACUGAAUAAUGCGGAAAAGCUGUGAUUUUUUAUUAUUUAUCGUCAACGAUAAAAGUGUCAUACUGUGUUUUGUGACAUACAUUUAUUUUACACGUACAUAAAGUAUUUACUUAAAUUCAGGAUUUCGUUGUAGGUGACGAAACCAGUUUUAGUUAAGAAUCGAGUACUUUUUACUGUAAAAGAUGUCUGGGACUGUAAAAUGAGCCCAAUUUAAUACUUACAUCUUUGAAAUUUGUAAUCCUAUACCUUUCAUAAAAUUAUUGCCGUAGGUUGGUUUCGUAUAUAAUUUUUUAUAAGAAGCGAUACAGUGCAAGAAAGUAAAGUAAAACGAUAUAAAAUUA
Molecule: messenger RNA, 2627 nt
Organism: Folsomia candida
Lineage: Eukaryota; Metazoa; Arthropoda; Collembola; Entomobryomorpha; Isotomidae
Product: folate transporter 1
Exons: 7
Coding region: 691-2241 (516 amino acids)
Biological process (GO): vitamin transport; transmembrane transport
Cellular component (GO): plasma membrane
Molecular function (GO): vitamin transmembrane transporter activity
Source: RefSeq, a predicted model, not a curated record